AUGGGGGCUCGGAACCACACCCAAACCUCGGUGAAGAUGGAGCAACCAGCUCCUUCAAAGGAGGCAAUGGAGUCGGUGGCUCUCGGUGGUCCGGUUGCAUACCAGGGGAGAGGAUCGGAAAAGAUGCCAAUGUCUCGAGGCAGCCCGAGGGGCUUUGCCCUCAACCGCCCUCCUAAAGUCAGGCUGGGGAAUGGUCAAUCGAGGCAGCUGGGCAAGAAAUUGCAGGAGUCCCCUUGCGCUGGUGAGGCGGCCCGUCCUCAGUCACUGACAUCAGCUCGGCUGCACUCGGCCCCGCUUCCAAGUGGUGACCCGCCCGCCAUGAUUCAGGAGGAUUCGAGGCGCCGUCGCCUUAUCCUUGAAAAGGAUUCCGAUGACCACAUGGUGGACGCGAUCCCGACAGCUGCUCAUGCUACGUCGCUGCAAUCCAUGCAGGAGGGGUCCUCGGCGGAUCAGGUGGAUUACUCUAUUCCUAAGGUAGCUGGGGUGGAGAAGUCGGUGAAGCAGAGGGCUCGACGUGCUAAGUAUAAACCACUGCAAAAGCAGGGUGAGGACGCUGCAUUCCGAGCAGGAGUAGAGGAAGUCGAGGGUCUGGUUAAUUCCCAGCCCAUGCCAUCGCGUGGUAAUCGUAAAUUGCACAAGGCUAAGGCCCGAGUUGCUAAUAAAGCCCAUGUGGCUAUGGCCUUUUGA
This is a messenger RNA of Linum trigynum, 687 nucleotides long. The record is from the annotation of a GenBank genome assembly. NCBI's taxonomy places the organism in Eukaryota, Viridiplantae, Streptophyta, Magnoliopsida, Malpighiales, Linaceae.